Messenger RNA from Coturnix japonica (Japanese quail), 2395 nucleotides. RefSeq names its product caspase 7 (gene CASP7). Lineage: Eukaryota; Metazoa; Chordata; Aves; Galliformes; Phasianidae. Gene Ontology annotation, molecular function: cysteine-type endopeptidase activity. Gene Ontology annotation, cellular component: cytoplasm. Gene Ontology annotation, biological process: execution phase of apoptosis; positive regulation of neuron apoptotic process; proteolysis. The record is from RefSeq and is a predicted model, not a curated record.
GGCCCCACCUUCUGCUUUCGCUUUUGCUUUCGCUUCCGUCUCUCCGGAGCCCAGCGUUAAGAUGUCAGGAGAUCAGUGUGCUGAUCGUUCCUCUGAAGAGAGAAGUAAUGGAGAUCAAGAUGAUAUAGUUGAUGCGAAACCAGACAGGAGUAGCAGACUCUCACUUUUUGCAAAGAAAAAGAAGAAUGGAGAAGAAGAACAACCAAAGUCCACCCUCAGUAACCAGUACCGAAUUGUUACACCCACAUUCCAGUAUAAUAUGAACUACAAGAAGGUUGGCAAAUGUAUAAUUAUAAACAACAAAAAUUUUGAAGACAAAACAGGAAUGGGUAUACGCAAUGGUACUGAUAAAGAUGCUGGAGAUCUCUCUAAGAGUUUCAGAAGCUUAGGUUUUGAUGUUCACACAUACAAUGACCGAAGCUGUGAGGAUAUGAAAACAUUACUGAAACAAGCUGCUGAAGAGAAUCACAGUGAUGCUGCUUGUUUUGCCUGUAUCCUUCUAAGCCAUGGGGAAGAAGGCCUCAUUUAUGGCACCGAUGGACCUAUGGCUAUCAAACACCUGACUGUACUCUUCAGAGGAGACAAAUGUAAAAGCCUUAUAGGCAAACCCAAAUUGUUUUUCAUUCAGGCGUGCCGAGGCUCUGAGUUUGAUGAAGGUAUACAAACUGACUCUGGACCUGCAAAUGACACUCUGGAAACAGAUGCCAAUCCUAGAUACAAAAUCCCAGUAGAAGCAGAUUUUCUGUUUGCAUAUUCCACAGUGCCAGGUUAUUAUUCCUGGAGGAAUCCUGGAAGAGGCUCUUGGUUUGUGCAGUCUUUGUGCUCUGUGCUCAAUGAACAUGGAAAACAACUUGAGAUCAUGCAGAUCCUCACACGGGUCAACUAUGUGGUUGCCACGAAUUUUGAAUCACAGUCUGAUGAUCCACGCUUCAGUGAGAAGAAGCAGAUUCCUUGCGUAGUCUCUAUGCUCACUAAGGAACUUUACUUCUGAAAGCAUAUUUUAAUACAGCCAGUAAUGUGAGAUCAGGAUAAAUUUUGGGGUGAACAUUUGAUUAUAAAUUGCAGUAACACAAUUUGUAAUAACAGAAAUGUUGAUACUAGAUAUACAUGUUGUAUAAGCUGGGGUAACUGACAAAUGGACAAUAUGCAAUAUUUUUAAGACCAUCUAAAUGCUGUGGAUCAAUCCUAGAGCUGAUUUCUCAUUUGUAUUAGAAUCAUAGAACUCCAUGAUUCUAUUACAAAUAAUUUUGAUUUCUCUUAGUGUAGCUGUCUUGAUUUAUGGGUGUUGAAGAUGUUCUGAGAGUCAGUUACCUGACCCAAAAGGUUUAUUCCAAAAAAACAGGAUGUAAAAUCUGUAAAGAAAAAACCAUAUCAAGGAAACUCCAUCUUUUCUUUCACUACAAUCUCAUGGUAUUGUAACUUCCUUGGAAAUUUCUAAAGUCCAUCAUACAACCAAUAUGUCCAGAGAUGAAACUGACAUUGUAGCUAUUUAAAAGGGUACUUCUUAGUAUAAUAAAUCUAUUUCCAUUUUAGAACACUCUUAAUGAAGAAAAAUGGAUGCACUGUGUUUAAUCUGGAAGUCAAUUUAGUUAUCAUUCUAGCAUAAGGUUAAUUUUAUUAGCAGGUGAUUCAGCUGAAUGGUAUGGAAAUGUAUCAAAUAGAAAGAUUUUCAUUUUGGUUUUUCUAAAAGUGGGCAAACUAAUUAGAUAAUACCUUAUUAAAAUAACAUUAUGAAGAUUUUUGCCUUGUAAAUGACAGCUGAGAACUGCCCAACACAGUAGUAGUGCAGUUUCUCUGCUUGCAGAAAUACGAAUGCUUGCAUGUUGAUUCAUAAGUUUUGAGCCCACAAAAAGUUAAUGUCUAACUUUUGUUAUUAAACAUUAAAAUUUAACACCGAAACAACAGAAUUAUGUAUUUCAGUAAGAAAUACACGUUUAGAUUUUACUUCUAUCCGUGAGGAAUUUCACCAAGACCAGAAAUACUUCCUUGAAUCAGAAACCAGAAGUGCCUUUUUAGUUAAAAUAUUGUCUUGAUUUUGUAUUUUGGAGUUAUGUCAGUGAUGCUUAUAUUUCUACUUUUUAUAUUCUUUUUAAAUAUGAUAGCUAGCUCAAAAAAGUAAUUUUUAUGAUUUGAUUAGACUGGUAAAUGAUUGGUAAAUAACUGGUAAAUGGGGUUAUUCACCCCUUUCCUAGUUAAUGUACACUUUAUUUUUUUAAAUCUAAGAAAACGGGUGUGUGCUGAGUUGUCUCUUUAUUGAUUAUAUUUUCUUACAGGAAAUGUAGCAUAGUAAGGCAUAUCUUUUUCAUAAGUCAAAUUUUUUUGAAUUAAAUAAAUUAUUGUUUUGUGGAAGUCUUGAACAUAAUAUCAAUAAAGACCUGUUUUUUUAAAUUUCCUA